Cyprinus carpio (common carp) is the source of this 3822-nucleotide messenger RNA. It is a transcript of the gene ahr2, whose product is annotated as aryl hydrocarbon receptor 2. Gene Ontology annotation, biological process: regulation of transcription by RNA polymerase II. The coding region runs from base 1 to 3036 and encodes 1011 amino acids. Gene Ontology annotation, cellular component: aryl hydrocarbon receptor complex; nucleus. Gene Ontology annotation, molecular function: nuclear receptor activity; protein dimerization activity; transcription cis-regulatory region binding. NCBI's taxonomy places the organism in Eukaryota, Metazoa, Chordata, Actinopteri, Cypriniformes, Cyprinidae. The record is from RefSeq and is a predicted model, not a curated record. The transcript has 11 exons.
AUGGGGGCAAUACCCAAACCACCACCACCUGAUGGUGUGAAAUCCAACCCCUCCAAGCGGCACAGAGACCGGCUGAACAGCGAAUUGGACAAGCUGACCAACCUUCUACCCUUCUCAGAAGAUGUCCGUGCACGGCUGGACAAACUGUCGGUGCUUCGACUCAGUGUUGGAUACCUGAAGGUCAAGAGCUUCUUCAGUGCCACAGUCAAAAAGACAGGAGGAAAUGGAUGGAUAAACGACCGGUCAGGGACAUUUGGAGGAAACGGACAGUCAACAACCAGUCUGGAUGGAGUCAGUUUCUCAGAAGGGGAACUGUUGUUGCAGGCCCUCAAUGGCUUUGUGCUGGUGACCACCGCCGAAGGUUACGUGUUUUAUGCAUCUCCAACUAUACAGGACUACUUGGGCUUCCAUCAGUCGGAUGUGGUCCAUCAGAGUGUAUUCGAGCUCAUCCACACAGACGAUCGGGCAAUGUUUCGAAGGCAACUACACUUCGCUCUCAAUCCCACUUCGUGCGAUGGUAUCGAUGGCUCUGAUGCAAUUCAAAGCAGCAGUGACAUCACCAGAGACAUGAUAAACUACAACCCUCAACACAUCCCUCCAGAAAACUCAUCCUUCUUGGAAAGAAGUUUCUGUUGCCGAUUCCGGUGCCUCCUUGACAACUCAUCAGGCUUCCUGGCCCUGAACUUCCAGGGGAGGCUGAAAUAUCUCCAUGGUCAAAACAAGUUGGCUGAAGAUGGGACCCUGACCCACCCUCAACUGGCUCUUUUUGUCAUAGCCACACCCCUCCAGCCACCCUCUAUCCUGGAGAUCAGGAGCAAGACUCUUCUUUUCCAAACCAAACACAAGCUGGACUUUACACCUCUGGGUGUUGACACAAGGGGAAAGGUGGUUCUUGGCUACACUGAGAUUGAGCUGUGUAUGAGAGGCUCCGGCUAUCAGUUCAUUCAUGCUGCUGACAUGAUGCACUGUGCUGACAACCAUGUCAGAAUGAUAAAGACUGGAGAAAGUGGUUUAACUGUCUUCAGACUUCUCACGAAAGGGGGUACAUGGAUCUGGGUGCAGUCCAAUGCUAGGCUUGUUUAUAAAGGAGGAAGACCAGACUUCAUUAUUGCUCGACAAAGAGCACUAACUAAUGAGGAGGGUGAGGAACACCUCCGUCAAAGGAAGUUGCAGCUACCUUUUAGCUGCCCCACUGGAGAGGGUGUCUUGUAUGAGACCGGCCCCACACUGGACAUCGCUGACAUCCAAAAUCCCAGCAAGGGCCAGAAGAUGCACAAACCUCCAUCUCUGGACCCAGAUUCUCUUCUUGGCUGCAUGCUGAAACAGGAUCAUUCUGUCUACACCAACAACAAUGACCCCAAUUCCCAGUUUACCCUUGACAAGGCUUUCAGGGAUAGCCACGCCCUGCUCAAUGUCCCUGGGAACAACUGGCAGCCGUCAGCCCUGAACACUGUGGCUGGGAUAAAGGAGGAAAGUGUGGUAAAGGACAUGAUGGAAAGCUUGCAACAGAUUAUUGGUGACAACAGUAUUUGUGGCCUUCAGGAUUUUGAUGUGGACGAAUCGGACCUGAAGGAGUGGGAGAAUGCUCUGCUCAGGAUGAACUACAACAACGAAAUGGAACUUAACGAAAUCAUCACCGACGACAUCCUCUCUUAUGUCGAGGAUGCACUUUUUAAGGGAAAUGGUAUUCAAUUGCCUGAACAACUCAAGAGCCAGGGUUCAUUUGUUGAGGUGCCUGAGUGUCUUCCAGAAAUGGAGCUACAGAAUAACUUGGCUGUUAACCAGGAAUUCAACAGCCAGGCAGAUAUACUCGGUAGAUCCCCAGGUGCGGGUGGGUAUAUCGGAAUGAACAUUCAAGAUGAAGUGGAUGCCAGUAGCCCUGGAAGAGGGAUGGUGAAGCUCACCCAUAUGGUGCCACAGAUGCUACCUGGCAACACUUUUGUCCAAUCAUUUGGACUAGAAGAGGCAACCCAGAAGAUGCCUUGCAAUAAUAACAUUAUGUUAAAUCCUUCUCUUGCCAUGCAGCAGCCGACCCAAGUCAGGCUUGGUCUGCAAGGUGCCAUGCAAGAGAACGGAAUGGUGCCAUGUGGCCAGAGAAACCUACAGACCGGAAACCAGCCCCAUCACAACACAAUGACUCUCCCUCUUCAAAGUCCUCUAUUGCAGGGCACUUCCGCCCAGCCAAUGGGCUUCAACGGCCAGAAUUCCCUUCCUCAACAACCGUCAAUCAGUCAGAACCCUCAGUGGGUGUCUGACAGCAACAAUAUGAUGGAUAACCUGCUGAACUCUUGCACCCGUAAUAUUUCAGGUGUACAAGAUGCAGGACUACACUCUGGCCCAACUCCCCAACUACAAGGACAGUUUUCUCUUCACACUCAAAAUGCUGCCAAUCCUGGACUGCCUAGCUGGCAGCAAUCACAGCCUCAACAGGUCUCCAAAUCAUUUUCCAGUGGGCAACAGAAUAUGACGGACUUCAUCGGCCAAGUUACAGGCUUCCAAAGAGACCUGCUUGGAGAACUGAUGUCGCACACAAACGCACAAGGAUUGGGGUCUGGUUUCCUGCCCCAGACAACUGCAAAUAGUAUCUAUCCUCAGCAAGGAGAGAUGAUCAACAACAGCCCUCAUCAGACCACCAACAGCUGCAUGUUCACAGGCACUCCUCAACCGUCAGUGAACGGGAUAAAGUAUGGUUCUGCAGAUCCGAUAUCUUCAGUGUCAUCCUGCCAGAGGGCUAAAGCUCUGGUUACCCAGAGUCCUACACAAGCAUCCUGCUACUACCAAAGAGGUCCUAGCGAGUCAAUCGUGGGAUCGUCGGUCAUCCCACAAGAAGACACCAAUAUCAGCCCCAUGACCUGUCGAGUGCCACUUGGGUUAACUCCAGAGAACAUACUUGCUCAGCAGUAUCUCUCCUGCAACGGCCAGACACAGAUUGCAAACCGUCCACUUAAGGAGAAAGGAACACUCCAUUUUCCGACGCUGGCCAAUGGAACCACCUACUUUACUGAGAACAACCAAAGCAAUUGCUGUGACUAUUAGAUCAUGCUUAAUACAGCGACUGACACAUCAACAGUGCUGUACCUUUUUCUAGGAAAAAGAGAAAAAAAAAAGCAUAGAUACAGCAACUUGUUUGUCCCUCGAGAGACAUGCAUCUGCUUCUAAAGGCACUCUUGGCUGAAAACCUGCAAGACAUUACAGAACUAUAAAAAGCGAUUUUACCACACUUUUUUUUCCACAAUUAUCUACUUAUUCACUUGUUCACACCCUCUCUGAUGAGAAAUAAGCAGUGGCAGAAAGAAAAUAUUUAUUUUUUUAAGUGUGUCCUUUCAUCCCUGAAGGAUAUUGUUUUGUUUUGCCAUUCUGGCACGGAAAAAGAGUGAGAUAGCGAGUGUAAUAGCAAAGAGAGGUGUGUGAGCAAGUGUGUGUUUGUGUGUAUGUGCGUGCGAGGUAGCCUAGAGUUCAUUUAUGAAGUAUGCAGAAGCAACUGUGGAACCUUUUAAUUGCAGGGAUGAGAUUCUGAGGAAAUUCAAGGUGCACACAAGAUGCUAUUUAUUGGGGUAAUUUCGACUCAAAAAGGGAAAGUCUGUCUCAGAGAGGGCAAUGGCCUCAGCCAACCCCUUUUAUUUUGCCAACUGUGCGUGAAAUUGGCAAUCUGUAGACCUUUAACCUUAGUGUUAUCAAUGUACCCCACUUUCUCGAAAUAAAUUAAUACUCUACUGAUGGCCUCAGUGGCACCAUUGAACUGUCAGAGCAAAUCAUUGAAUUUGUUGACUGCAAAAUUUUCCCAGAAUUUCUCUAAAGCUCCACCCACUGCAAGGUGUAAAG